Myotis brandtii (Brandt's bat) is the source of this 1967-nucleotide messenger RNA. RefSeq names its product butyrophilin-like protein 1. The coding region runs from base 274 to 1794 and encodes 506 amino acids. The transcript is spliced from 10 exons. The record is from RefSeq and is a predicted model, not a curated record. Gene Ontology annotation, cellular component: external side of plasma membrane. NCBI's taxonomy places the organism in Eukaryota, Metazoa, Chordata, Mammalia, Chiroptera, Vespertilionidae. Gene Ontology annotation, molecular function: signaling receptor binding. Gene Ontology annotation, biological process: regulation of cytokine production; T cell receptor signaling pathway.
CCAGUGCCUCCUGGCAGCCCUGUUUGCCCGCCUCCUGAGGAUAUUUUCCCAAUCAGGGCGGGUUGAAGCCUGCUGCUCCCAGCCCCUGCAGCCACAGCCUUGGAUGCUGACCACAAGGACAGCCAGGUGCAAACUGCCUCUGGAGCGGGCACUGUGGGUGCACGGAGGAGACCAGGAGCUUCCAGGAACACCCACCUUGUGGCCCAGUCUGGACGCCCACCCUCCUCCCUCAGAGUUAACACUGUGAGUCCCGUGCUGCCUCCUGCUCUGAAGAUGGUGGGUGUUCCUGGCUGUGCCGCUGGCUUUCUCCUCCCCGUCCUCCUCCUCCAGGUGCCCACGUGGUGCUCCGCAGUGCCCGGGUUUUCUGUGAAGGGUCCAGCUGAACCCGUCAUGGUCCUGCUAGGGGCAGAUGCCACUCUGCCCUGCCAGCUGUCCCCUGAGCAGAGUACAGCCCACAUGCACAUCCGGUGGUACCGAGCCCAGCUGUCCCCCGCUGUGCUUGUGUACAAGAAUGGGCAGGAACAAGGUGGAGAGCAAAUGCUGGAGUACCGUGGCAGGACCGAGCUGGUGGGGGACUCCAUCGGCAAGGGGGCCAUGGCCCUGCUGAUCCACCACGUCCGUGCCUCUGACAAUGGCCAGUACCGGUGUCAGUUUAAGGAUGGUCACAUCUCCCAGGAGGCCACUGUAGAGCUGCACGUUAUAGGCUUGGGCUCUGACCCUCACGUUCACAUGACGGGGCCUGAGGACGGCGGGAUUCGAGUGCUCUGCUCCUCAGGUGGCUGGUUCCCAAACCCCAGGGUGCAGUGGAGCGACAAGGCGGGAGUGAAGCUCCUGUCCCACUCUGAGUCCCUGACCCAGGAUGGAGAUGGGCUCUUCCAUGUGGAGGCAUCACUUGUCGUCAUGGACAGCUCUCUAGGCAAUGUCACCUGCUCCGUCCAGAAUCCCCUCUCUGGGCAGGAGAAGGUGUCAACCAUCUUCCUCCCAGAGCCCUUCUUCCCCAGGGUGUCUCCAUGGAAGGCAGCCCUGGCUGGGACCCUCCCUGUGCUGGUGCUCCUCCUCAUCGGGAUCAGCUACACUGGCUGGAGAGAACAUCUGGCCAAAGAGAGAGAACUAAAGAAGAGGGAUGAUGAAUCUGAUGAAAGUGAUCAGAUGAAGUGUGAAAAGGAAAAGGCGCUUAAUGCCAAAGCGAAUCUCGAAGCAGAGCUGGAGAGGCGGAAGAACUUAUACGCUGCAGAUUGGAAGAAGGCCCUGCUAUAUCCUGACUGGAGGAAGGAACACUUCGACCUUGCUCCUGUGACUCUACAUCUUAAAACUUUUCCCCAGAACAAUUCUGACACAGAGAGAAAAGAGACCUUGAGAGAGGAAACACAGGAUCUCUCUCUUCGUAACAAGCAAGGAAACGGCAACCUCAUCACACUGAAUAUGGAAGGCUUCACGUCAGGGAGAUAUUACUGGGAGGUGGACAUUGAGGACACUGAUGAGUGGACUCUAGGCAUUUAUGAGGAGCCCACAGACAGCAGGGGAUUACAAUUCAGAAUCUUAGAGAAGAAGGGAUGUGACUACAGGGCUCUCGCCUGUUGUCUCCAAAAAAUUUCUCUAGAAGAGCCUCUUCUGAUAGAAAAGUGUCCACAAAAGAUUGUGAUUUUCUUGGAUUACGAGGAUGGUGACAUUUCUUUCUAUAACAUGACUGAUGGUAGCCACAUCUUUUCUUUCACCCAGCUCAGCUUCUCUGGGUCAUUGUAUCCUUACUUCAAACUGGAAUCCAUGGAGCUUUCCCCGUCUGCUCAGUAUUAAGUGAUUUAGAGGGAAAACCCUAUACCAUGAAGACAGUAGCCCAUUCUCUGUAAUGCUGCUGGGAUUCCAGUCUUGAUGGGUGGCCCCGAGCCAUUGACUUCGAAGCCUCUUGGCAUAAGGCCCUAUAAGUCUGCAUGGCCAGAGUGUCUGACUACAUCAAGCAGUGUCUCUUA